Coregonus clupeaformis (lake whitefish) is the source of this 3418-nucleotide messenger RNA. Its product is annotated as F-box only protein 28. The record is from RefSeq and is a predicted model, not a curated record. Gene Ontology annotation, biological process: protein polyubiquitination. The transcript is spliced from 5 exons. NCBI's taxonomy places the organism in Eukaryota, Metazoa, Chordata, Actinopteri, Salmoniformes, Salmonidae. Gene Ontology annotation, molecular function: protein binding. The coding region runs from base 173 to 1312 and encodes 379 amino acids.
CACAGGGCUGGACACAGCUCUUUGUAGGGAUGAGUAGGUUAAUGCAAAAUAGGCUCUUGCUACUUUCUGUACUUAAAUUAAUUGAAAUAGUUGUGUACAAUCUUGCGAUACUUUUUCGAGCACAGUUCACAGAGAACUUUCCAUAUAACUCGUCAUUUCCCCUAUCUAACAAAUGAAGAUGGCGGCCGUUGUAGAAAGAGUAGAGGGAGGUUUUGGAGUCCUGGAUUGUGACUCGGUGUCACCGAGAUUGUGUACACCACCACCGGAUCAACCACACCAGAACAACCCGCUCUUAGGACUUCCCAUUGUGGCGAUUGAAACUAUUCUCAAUUUCCUGUCUUACGACGAAAUCAGCCUGCUACGCUUGGUAUGCAAGCGCAUGGACAUGAUCAAUCAGCGCAUGCUGAACCAAGGCUUCCUCAAGGUGGAGCGUUACCACAGCCUGUGCCAGAGGCAGGUCAAAGCCCAGCUUCCAAGGCGGGAGUCGGAGCGGAGGAACCACUCACUGGCCCGUCAUGCUGACAUCCUGGCUGCAGUAGAAACGCGCCUCUCGCUACUCAACAUGACCUUCAUGAAAUAUGUGGACUCCAGUCUUUGCUGCUUCAUCCCUGGCAAGGUGAUUGAUGAGAUCUACCGUGUGCUGCGCUAUGUGAACUCUACACGUGCGCCCCAGCGGGCUCAUGAGGUGCUGCAAGAGCUGCGGGACAUCUCUUCCAUGGCCAUGGAGUACUUUGAUGAGAAGAUCGUCCCCAUCCUGAAGAAGAGGCUUCCCGGGGCCGACCUGUCAGGGCGCCUCAUCGGAUCUGCCCCAGUGGCCGGACCCUCCACCUCCCUGACCACUAUGUCCCUGCUGGCUAAGAACACGCCGUCACGCUCUGAGAUGACCAAGGUGCAGCAGCAGGUGAAGGUGAACGGGGCGUCCAUGACGGUGCUGCGGCGGGAGAAUCAGGAGGUGCGCGUCAAGCAGCUGGAGCAGCAAAAGCAGCUGCAGGACCAGGAGCAGAAGCUGCUGGAGCAGACGCAGGUUAUCGGGGAGCAGAACGCCCGGCUGGCUGAGCUGGAGCACAAGCUCAGGGAACUGAUGGACAGUGCGGUGGGGGGAGGGGCCAGGCCGGCUGUAGCCGCCUCCACCUCAGCAGCUUCUUCCUCGACAGGCUCCGCUGCCGUCACCACAACGUCUUCUGCUGCCGUCGCCACGGCAACCAGUGCCAUGGCCGCAGCGGUGGAGACGGCAGGCAGCCUGCCCCUGAAACGCACCAGGAAGAGCUCAGACCUCCUGCGCCAGUCCAAACGCCUGCGCAGCAAGAAAUAAGACAAUGUUUUUUUUGUCUGAUUGCAUCUCCAACCAUGUCCUGUGACAUUAUUUUAAUUCUCAUUGUCUGGAAUGUCUUUAGUAGAGGGGGGGGUCAUGGUAAAGGAGUCAGGAGUUGCUCUGUUUCCCUGGCGUUGAAUUCCCCUUGUCAUGUCCCUCUCAAAUGCAUACAGAAACUACACCAUGGACAUCUUUGUGCUGAUUAGGCCAGCAUAUUUGGGCAAGAGUGCUAGUAGUCUCCUCAGUUUAACCACAGACUCUUAAAGCCACUAAGAAUUUGCACACUAGUUGACAAGGUGCGAGUUAGGUUGAAAAAUCUAAAACACUUAAUCUUGGUAUUCAGUCUUUCUUGUCCAUCAACAAAAGUCAAUCCAGAUUAGGUUGUUGGCUCCUAGUGGGGAGAGAGCCUCAUCUUUGCAGUGAGGCAAGAAAUAAUGAGUGCUUUCUAAUAUGCAUUGCUUAACUACUGAUGAGGUGGACUUUGGUUGUUAAAAAUGCAUUUGAAAUAUUGGCUAGAUGAGACCACUCAGGAUAAAGGAUGUUUAAAUUCUGCCUCUGAGCCAAUUUUGUCCUUAUUGAUGCAAAUACAAUUUUUAUCUUAAGAAGUCAUUUUAUUAUUGUUUUGUUCUGUGUUGGCCAGGUGGGAUUGCUUAAUAUCCUUGUUCAAUAUUCUUUAUUUUUCUGAGACGGGCUAAAUUAAAGGGUUUGACUCCUGCAUCGAGAGGAUUAUAUUACAUUACUUGCCCUUCCCAUCCCAAAUUUGGUGCAAUUAAAAUUAAAGGAAGUUAUUCUCUAUUUCCCAAAAAUUAGAAUUUAAUUUAUUUUAGGCAGGUCCUGGGAGAUUACGCAUCCUCAUGAAAAGGACAGUUUUACGAUUCCUAUUGUAAUGAACGGUGUUCAGCUAGUAUUAGUGAAAUGACACUUUUGAUUUUAAAUGCAUUUCUGUGUUCCACAAGAAGAUGCAGUCUUUGGCACUCACUGAGUUGAAGACAGGCAGGCUAAUGUGGCGAUUGAUCAUGUAGCUGAGGGAGCGUCUCUAAAGCCAUGGUGCCUGGGAAAUUAAGGAAAGGGACUUGUUUUACAUUGGGCAAUGGCAGGACGGCUAUAGGAUCCCACAAAAGACUUAGUUUUCAGAGAUCAAUCAUUUCCAAAAAAAAGUUCUGACACAAUCUUCCUUCAGGGCUAGAGUAAUUUUGCUCCAUCGUUUAUCUAUACGUUUUGGAAAUGGCUGUCAUUGAUCAAAUACUAGUCUGAGUAAAAUUUGAUUUAUAUGCAGUCAAGUAUCUGUCUUUGGGGAAGAUUUAUCAAAGCUUUAUAUAAGAGGUAGAAAUGACCCUCUGUAUUGAUUGACCAGACUGGUGAUUCUGUCUUGGAGGUCAAAGGUAAAUUUGCCACUUUGAAAAUGUGUUUAAUCAGUUGUGCAGUUGUCAUCUAGACCUACUUCUCUGUCUACUGAUCUUAUUGUUAUGCUAUCUUUGUACACAAAGUUUAGUCCCAUGUAACACCAAGUUCAUCUGUUCAAGAAAUAUUCAGAUUUGCCAAAUGACUGCCGUGCAACUACAGUAGAGGUUGACCAAUGUAAGCCCUACUGAAGAUAACUUUUAGUAGAACUCCUUUCACAAUUUAAAAGGAUUUAAAGUCUUAGGUUUCUCCCUAAUUGCUAUAAAAACACUCUUGCACAACAGCACCCUUCCCAUUUCAAGAUCUCUGCACACAGUUCUCUUUUUAGCUUGUGAGCCCAUUUAGCAGACGCUCUUAUCCAGAGCGACUUACAGUUAAGUGAGUGCAUACAUUUUCAAAUGACCUCAACCACUUGUGGCAUGAAAUCUGUGUGGCAUACUGGGAAUCGCAGUACACAACUGAGUGGACUCUAGCGUGUAUUCUAAACGCACUGGGCAGGAAACACAAGAAUAUGUUAUCUAGUGGCUUAAUUUGAGACUGCGUCUCAGUUUAGAAAUGAGUGUACUGUAAACUUCAUGUACUACAAAAGUGUAGAUUGUGGAUUAUUAUGUAUAAGAAAAGUGUAAAUUGGCCAAACUGUAUAGGUUGUUGCACACUUUACCGUUACAAGUACAAAUGAAGCAUUAAAAUAAGUUAACCUAUCGA